Molecule: messenger RNA, 813 nt
Organism: Anopheles darlingi
Lineage: Eukaryota; Metazoa; Arthropoda; Insecta; Diptera; Culicidae
Product: acidic mammalian chitinase-like
Exons: 2
Coding region: 1-813 (270 amino acids)
Biological process (GO): chitin catabolic process; carbohydrate metabolic process
Cellular component (GO): extracellular region
Molecular function (GO): chitin binding; chitinase activity
Source: RefSeq, a predicted model, not a curated record
AUGGAAAGUGAAGCCACAGUUACACCUUGUUCGUCGAAAAAACCCAUUUUUGCCUAUGUCAGCUCAUGGGCAGCGCAUCGUUCGGGACGAGGAAAGUUCAGCAUCAGUGACAUCGAUCCAAAGCUUUGCGAUUAUCUGUUGUACGCCUUUUUCGGUAUCAGUGAGAAAGUGGCCGUCGCUGCAAGCGAAUCACGAGCGUCGGAUUCGUACGAUAUUAACUGUAUCGCACGUCAUGUAGAUUACAUCCUCCUUAUGACGUACGAUUACAACGGCUCGUGGGACAGUCACACUGGUCACAAUGCUCCAUUGUAUGCCGGACUCACGGAUACGACUGACGAUCAACAAAAGCUGAACAUCGACCAUAGCGUGCAGCACUGGCUUCAAGAAGGUGCUCCAUCUCAUAAGCUGAUACUAGGUGUUCCGGCGUACGGGAGAUCCUUCCGACUUACCAAUGCACUUGGCUAUGGGGUGCGGGCUCCAUCGGACGAGGCAGGAGAUGCGGGACCGUACACCAAAGAAGCCGGUUUCCUUGCGUACUACGAAGUGCUUGAUAACUUGCAAAACGGUUGGAUCAAAGUCAAGGAUGAUAAGCAGAAGGUACCGUAUGCAUAUUCUGAUCGCCAGUGGAUGAGUUAUGAUGACAAUGAGAGUAUUGCUAACAAGUGCAAGUAUGUAGGUGAACAUGAGCUAGGAGGGGUAAUGAUGUGGUCAAUCGAUAUGGAUGAUUUCCGCGGUUCCUUGGGGUGUAAAUAUCCACUGUUGCUGACGGUUAAUCAAUGUAUGCAGUUGUUGGAGAAGGCUUCUCGAUUGUAG